AUGCCCGCACCAUUUGUAAUAUACGCCGAUUUCGAGUCCAUACUAGUUCCAGAAGAGAGAAAACUUGAUUCUGGAGACCCUGAGGACAAGAGUACUACAGAACUAUACCAGACCCACAAGGCCUGUAGUUUUGGGCUUAAAACAGUGUGCCACUACGAUGACCAGUACUCCGGUGAAUAUAUAAGCUACGUUGGUGAAGACGCCACAGUGGCCUUUUUGAAGACCGUACUGAAGGAGUCCAUUAAGUGCCGAGAGAUGGUAAAUAAAAUAUUCAAGAAAAAGAUGGAAAUCACACCAGAGCAAGAAGCUGAGUUCUGGAUGACAAGGAACUGCUCCAUAUGUGGCAACGACUUAGGUGAUGACAGAGUGAGAGACCACGACCACGUAACUGGACUGUACCGUGGAGCUGCCCAUAAUAUGUGCAACCUAAAAUAUAGAAUCACAUGGAAAGUUCCAGUGGUCUUCCACAACCUAAGAGGUUAUGAUAGCCAUCUAAUAAUGCAGGAAAUCGGUAAGUUUAAGAUGAACAUCAACGUGGUCCCAAAUAACAUGGAAAAAUACAUUUCCUUCUCACUAGGUAAAAGUCUUGUGUUCAUUGACUCAAUACAAUUCAUGGCUUCUUCCCUGGAGGCACUUGUGAGUAACCUUUCACCUGAAGACUUCAAGAUAGUCGGUCAGCGGUGGCAAGGUGAGGACUUCGAUCUUGUGAGACAAAAAGGUAUAUUUCCUUAUGAAUACCUGGAUGACAUAAGUAAACUUGAUACUGAGGGACUUCCAAGUAAAGACAAAUUCUACUCAUCUCUAUAUGAGUCUGAAGUGAAAGAAGAAGAUUACCAGAGAGCUCUAAAAGUCUGGGAUCACUUCAAGAUGAAAACAAUGAGAGACUACCACGAUCUUUACCUGGAGACUGACGUUCUUCUUCUAGCAGAUGUUUUCGAGAAUUUCAGGAGGACCUGCCUGGAAAACUACAAGCUUGACCCUGCUCACUACAUAUCAGCACCAAGUCUAAGUUGGGACGCAUUCCUAAAACAGUCAGGAGAGGAAAUAGAAUUGGUAAGCGAUAUGGACAUGUUCCAGUUCUUCGAGAAGGGAAUGAGAG
Molecule: messenger RNA, 1099 nt
Organism: Paramuricea clavata
Lineage: Eukaryota; Metazoa; Cnidaria; Anthozoa; Malacalcyonacea; Plexauridae
Source: the annotation of a GenBank genome assembly